Messenger RNA from Salvia hispanica, 980 nucleotides. RefSeq lists its product as uncharacterized. Lineage: Eukaryota; Viridiplantae; Streptophyta; Magnoliopsida; Lamiales; Lamiaceae. The record is from RefSeq and is a predicted model, not a curated record.
CAAAGGCAAUUUUGGAUCUACUUCAUCGUGCUCAACGGCCCCUUCCCUCAAACCGCCUCCGCCCCCGGCCAUGAGAAUACGCAAAAACGUUAAAAUCGCUCAGCUUCUCAAUGCGGCGUCGUCUCUCAAGUCCUGCCCCCUCCUCCAACCUCAUAUCUGCCAGCUCAAUCAGUCGCCGUGGGACGUCAUCACCUUCUCUCCACCCUCGUCUCCUCCACCGCCGUUACAGUUGAUUGGGAGCAGUGAUGUUCGUGCUGGAAAUGGAAGCUCCGAGCACUGCGUUUCCGUUUCUGAGAGUGAUACGGCGGCUCCACCUCCACCUCCACCGCCGCCAGAGGAAAAGGAAGCCAUCCUGUGCUGCAAAACCGACGGGAAGAGCUGGCAUUGCCAGAGGGAAACUGCUAAUGGAAAUUCCCUAUGCGAGCACCACUUAUCCAUGUCUAGAAACUACAGCAGCCCCGCCGCAACCAAAAAGUCCGCCAGGCCGAAGAGAGCUCCGGCAGCCGCGUCGUCGUCCAAUCCGCAUGAAUUUUACUACUAUUCGGGGUUCGGGCCGCGGUGGGGCAAGCGGAGAGGCGAAGAAAUUACUCGUAAUGCUGAAACGGAGGAGGCGGCGAUCUCCUACACCGGCGACGAAGAGUUCGAUUUCUUCGCGGAUUACGAGGAUGAAGACGAGGAGGAGGAGGAUGGCGAGGAAGAGGAGGAGGAGCGAAGGGAGAAUGGGAAGGAGAAGAAGAAGAAGAAAAGGGUGAGAAAGCCGAUCAAGGCUAGAUCGCUCAAAUCGCUAUUGUGAGGAUUAUGUUAUUUGUAAAAAAUGUAUGGUAUUUACUAUUUAUGCAAUGUCUAGUCCUCCUCGUUUUCUUUCAUUUUUAUUUUUAAAAAUAAAAUAUUAUCGACUUUGGAAUUUUUAGGUGACGGUUUUGGUGUUCUACUUUGAGUGACACCCGACCCCUUUUUUAUUAAUGCCUAUGGCUAGAAUC